UCAAUUCAUCAACGAAAGCUGAUACAUUGAAAUCGGAGUAAUAGACGCAUUGAAGUUUUAACUAGAAGAAUAAGUUAUUCUAUUUGAACAAUAAUCCGUGAGCUUUCCAAGCUUAGUUUGAACAAAUGAUGUAGUGGAGAAGGUGGUAACCUGAUGGCUGAUGUGUUAUAAUUUGGAGCAUUAUUCAUUAGUUGGAUGUUCGAAAAAGAUAACUCGUUUUUACUGACAGUGUAGCACAUGAUUAAAAUGAAUAUGAAUUUCAGUUUUGCCAAUAGUUAAAAGUGGACAGACAGAAAUCAAGUGCUUUUAGAAGGUGACGUUGAAAUAAAAGAAAAUUUAACGGAGAACUGAAGAUGGGCAAGAAACAAAGUAAAAUGGAUCCCCAUCAACUUAUUCACCUUUUGAAUCGAACGAAGUUUGAAGAAAAAGAGUUGAAAAAAUGGUAUCAAAAAUUCAUCCGGGAAUAUCCAGAUGGAUUCAUUUCAAAGUCACAAUUUGAAAGCAUGUAUCAAAGUUUUUUCUCGAAAGGUGAUGCUAGAGAAUUUGCAGAUCAUAUAUUUCGAACGUUUGACGGAAAUUCAGAUGGCAAAAUUGACUUCAGGGAAUUUAUGGUCUCGCUCUCUGUAACGACUAGAGGCUCGGCAGAGGAGAAGCUUGAGUGGGCUUUCAAAGUUUAUGAUGUUGACGGUAAUGGUUUUAUCACUAAAAAAGAAAUGGAAUUAAUUGUACGCUCUGUCGACAAAGUGUUGAGCCAGAAUCGCAAAGCUUAUAAUUUGUCAGAUAUUAGAACUGACAGAGUCUUCAAAAACUUUGACAAAAAUCAGGAUGGUGUUUUAUCAUUUGGCGAAUUUUCAGAAGCAGCAAAACAGGAUUCAGUACUUUCUCUGAUGCUGAAUGAAGCUAAAACUCGAAAAUUAUACUGAUUUCGAGGAAUAUUAAAAAGUUUUUGGACGAUCAAAUUGGCCAUUUGCUGUCUCAUGUCUUAAGAUUGGCGGACUGUUAUGCAUAUUUAGCCACUACCAAUUCUAGUUUUUGUUUUUCACGAAAUUGAAUUCAAGUACAAAGGCAAGGACCUGUAGCCACAACGAAUAGACGUCUAUGUUAUUUUGAGAUAAUAAGAGGAUGGAAGAAAUUUUAUUUAUAACUUUCUUGAUGAUUAUUUUGCCCAUUUUAACUUACCUGAAAGUAAUUUCUUACCUAGAUUGCGAUCAUAACAUUGUAUCAUAUCAUGACAAAAAAUUAAUAAAUUUUGAUAUCUUUCUGGA
This is a messenger RNA of Xenia sp. Carnegie-2017, 1265 nucleotides long. Its product is annotated as neurocalcin-delta B-like. Lineage: Eukaryota; Metazoa; Cnidaria; Anthozoa; Malacalcyonacea; Xeniidae. Bases 354 to 923 code for a protein of 189 amino acids. The record is from RefSeq and is a predicted model, not a curated record. The transcript is spliced from 3 exons. Gene Ontology annotation, molecular function: calcium ion binding.